Messenger RNA from Paramecium sonneborni, 1779 nucleotides. The record is from the annotation of a GenBank genome assembly. Lineage: Eukaryota; Ciliophora; Oligohymenophorea; Peniculida; Parameciidae.
AUGAAAAUUAUUCGAACAUUUUGCUAAGCCAAAUAAUUGUUGCUAAAUGAUAAAUUAAAACUCACAAAAUACUUAAAAUUAGUCUAACAAACACCUGUCUCCUAUGAAGGUGUAAGAAAAGCACUUGGAUAUGAUGUUAUUCUGAACAAUUUGAAAUUUGAAGAAAAUCAAUCAGACAUUUUUCCAUUAACAUUAAAACUAAUUAAAAGAGAUAUAUCUUUAUUUGAUUUCAAGGAAUUCACAACUUAUUUAUCAACAAUUAAUAAUUACAUAUGCUUUUCAAAAUCUCCAUAUCCUUAAAAUGAACAAGAAUUUUAGGAUGCCUUGAGAAUCAUUCUUGAUCAUGGUACUUAUAUUUAAAAGUUUUUGACACUAUAACAUAUAGUGAUAUAUUUUGAUUCAAGAAUUACUCUCUAUUGUUAAUUGGCAACAUAACUAAAGGAUGCUUUGAGAGAUCAUUAACCUAAAAAUACAGAGGAAAAAAUAUUAAAAUUAUUUUGGGAAUAAAUUGAUAUUUAUGAUUAAGAAAAAAUAGAAUCUCUGAUAGAAAAAUAAGUAGAACCAUAAAAUCCUACUAUGAAAAUUGAAGAGCGUAUAAAAAAAGAGUUUAUAGAUAUAAUUGAUGUAUUGUAAGUUGAAUGUGAGCAAUAUCAUUUAGCCACAUAAUUAGUUAUCUUUGAAAUUAUAUCUAGACUAUAUUUUGAUUAAGUAAAUUAUAUUAUUAGAUUUAUAGGAUGUUGAAAUUAGUGAAAAAAAACUUUAAUAAAUUUACUAUGUUGAAAAAUAAUGUUAAUGCAAAAUAGAGUAGAACCUAUCUAAUUUGAAUAAUUUUCAUCUAGUUCUUUAUACUCAUAUGUUGAAUUUAAAUUAACAUGAAGUUAACAUUUUAAGCUGGGAUAAAAUUAUUGUAUGAAUAUUAUAAUUUGGUAUAGAAUGAAUUAACAAUCAGAGAUUUUACUACAAUGACAAUAGAUGAUGCUUUUAAAAUAUGGUUACUUUUAUAUGAGAUUGGAAGAUAAAACUCAACAGUCAAUGACAAAAUAAUUGAGUAAUAAUUACAUUUAAAUUAGUAAAUUGAUGAAUUAAAUCGAAUUAAUUAAAAAUAAAUAUUAUGUAUUAUUAUGUGAAUUAUUAAUUGAAACAAAAAAUAGCAAAAGAGUGGAGUUUUUAAAAAAAUGGUAUAUAAAUUUUUUAUAAUUUAUUAGGUAUCCAAAAAUUGAUUUGGAAAAUGAAACACCCUAAAAUUUAUGUGUAAUAUUAGAUGCAUUUAAUUCUGCUAAACUUUUAAAUAAAUUAGUGUUAGGAAAAUUUUUAAAUGCUUUAGAGGAGAAAAUGGAUUAAUUAGAGGAAAUUUAUGUUGAAAACAUAUUAUUGAGUUUAGUUGAUCAUUAAUAUGAGCACGAGAAAACAUUUGAGAGAGCAGUGUAAUUUGAAAUAUUUGAAGUAUUAGAUAUAAAAUAAAUAAUUUAGAAUACUUCAAAGCAUUUUUUGUUAGGAUUAUUGCAUUAUUGUUAGUUGUAUAAUUAGAAGCAUUAAAAAGUAAGAGAAAUUCAAGAAGUUUUUGUUUAAAAUUUAACAAAAGAAAAUGAUGAAUCAAUUUUGAUUGAGUUGCUUAGAAUUUUAAUAACAGGGAUCAGACGAAAGAAUAGUGAACACAUUGAAAUAAUACCAGAGUUAAAACCAUUUAUAAAAAAAUUUAUUGAUUAAAAAGAGGGAAAUUUAAUGGGUUAAGAAUCUUAAUUUAGAAGUUUAUUAUAAAAGUUGUAUCAUAUUAAAUGA